AUGCUUCCGCUUCCUCUUCCUCCACCACUUCCACUUCCACUCACACCCUCUCCAUCACUUCCUGCUUCCCCUACAACACUCCCACUCCCGACCCCAUCCUUGCUGCCACUGCUACUCAUCUCCUCCUUAAAUACUGUCCCUGGUGUCUCCUACCCCACUUCCCUCUCUGAAUCAAAACCCUGCUUCCUCAACCCAGCUCCAGCUAGCAAUGUCAGCCCAACAGAAAAUGCGGGACUCACAGACUCCAUCCCAGUGCACCACCAAUCUUGCAUGCCACCUCGAUGCUUGCCACCUCACUGCUGCCUCCCCCAGUCAGCAACCGGCCCCAACAAGAUAACAAACAAAUGGGACAAGACAGGCAGUCUUUUCAGAGCAGCGCAGCCCCGACUGGCCUUCACGCCUGUGCUUUAUGCCUCAGCCACUUCACACACAAUGUCCACAAGUGCAAGAGCAAGUUCCUCUGGGACAACAAGACACCAACCUCCUGCUGAAGAAGCCCAGAGGGAUGCCUCAUCAACACCCAAGGCUUACAACUGUGCUACGACUGGCAAUGCCCCAAUGGUUGCUCAAGCACCAGCAAGGACCACAUCCACAAUUGCUCUGGAUGUGGAAGCUCGGAUCAUGGCGCUCAAAAGUGUCCUCGAGGCCAGGAAGCUUAGCGCUCUCACACCAUACCAUGCCAAUGCCUGA
This is a messenger RNA of Suillus paluster, 690 nucleotides long. RefSeq lists its product as uncharacterized. The coding region runs from base 1 to 690 and encodes 229 amino acids. The transcript has 2 exons. The record is from RefSeq and is a predicted model, not a curated record. Lineage: Eukaryota; Fungi; Basidiomycota; Agaricomycetes; Boletales; Suillaceae.